UGAGAGUCCAACUGCAUGUAAAACAGUGCUUAUUCACCACAACAAAAGCUUCUGGAGCAAAAUAUUAUAAUGGGUGAAAAAUUUGACAGAACACCGGCUGUGAAUGCGUGUGUGUGAGGAGGUGGUAAGUCGUCAGCCAAUCAAACCUGCGUUUGAGGGGGAAAAAAUGGACUGGCCCAUUUCGUAAGUGAAAAAUGGGUCAAUAUAAGUCUGAUCAUAUUGAAAGUACUGUAAUUCACUUAAUAAUGGGAGGGUUAAUUCUAUCCUCACAACAUGGGAAGACAAAUCUAAAAUACCUAUAUAAUUGAAGUCAAUAUAUAAUGCAAAUAAGGUUGCUUAAAAGUUGGUGGGGACAAUUUGAGAAUCCUUAAAGUUGGUAGUGUUUUGUCCCUACCGUCCCUAUGCAAACCUACGCCCCUGACUACAGCCAUUGAGGACCGGUUUGCCCACCCUUGACAUACGCCAUUGCAAUGAUACUAAAUUGAUGGAAAACUGACUAAUGUAAUUUGACUAAGAAUGAUUUGAAAAAAGAAGGCGUUGUGAUUUGUUACAAGCAGCCGGGAAAUGAAAUGAGCAGCGCGGUGUUGGGCAACGCUAGCGUGGCGGAAUACAGAGACUCCUUCAGCAAAGCGUUGAUCAAGAAUGUGCUGGUGGUGGCCAUCGGCCUGUCUGUCAACUACAUCAACAUCUGCCUCAUGUACACCUUCUGCAAGCACCAGAUCUUCUACUGGAACCCUCGCUAUAUCCUGUUCUUCCACCUGGUUGUGAAUGACAUGAUCCAGAUGAGCGUGAGCAUCAUCCUCUUCGUGGUCAGCUACACCUUGUACCGCAUCAGCGUGAGCGUUUGCGCCGCCUUCAUCCUGAUCGCCGUCAUCACCUCGGAGAACACGCCCCUUAACCUGGCCUGCAUGGCGGCCGAGUGCUACGUGGCCGUCUGCCUGCCGCUCCAACACGCCCGCGUCUGCACCGUCAGGAGGACCCUACUCUUCAUCGCCGGCAUCUGGACCGGCAGCUUCAUCUCCACCUUCCCGGACCUCUUUGUCACGCUGGCCACCGAGCCUGCCGAGUUCUUCUCCGGCAAGAUCUUCUGCCUUCGAGAAACCGCCUUCCCCAGCCCGGAGUUGGCACGGAAGCGUGACUUCAUCUACAUCGUCUACCUGGUCCUGAUCCUGUCGGUCAUCUUCUUCUUGUACUUCAAGAUCCUGUUCACGGCGCGGAUGGCCAGCAAGGAUGCCAAGAAGGCCAGGAACACCAUCGUCCUGCACGGCGUCCAGGUCCUGCUGUGCAUGACCAUGUACGGCGAGGCUCUGGUCAAAAUGCCUCUUCUCCGAUGGUUCCCCAAGAACAACUCGGACACGCUCUUCGCCUGCUACAUCGUCAUGCGUAUUCUUCCUCGCGCAAUCAGCCCCGUCAUUUACGGCGUGAGGGACAAGUGCUUCCGCAAGUAUCUCAAGCACUACUUGGUCUGCAAAAACGGCCCCAACUCGAGAAGCAAGAGACCUUUUCGCCGGAAUGUCGUAUGUGCUGUGGGGUCUGCUUUUUCUGAUGCCAGAACAUAAAAAAAAAAAAACGUCUUUUGAGAGAGCAAAAAACGGUCUAUAGUACUCUAUUGUGAGUUUUAGUCAGUAGAUUUAAGACAUUUAGA
This is a messenger RNA of Corythoichthys intestinalis (scribbled pipefish), 1645 nucleotides long. RefSeq names its product odorant receptor 131-2-like. Lineage: Eukaryota; Metazoa; Chordata; Actinopteri; Syngnathiformes; Syngnathidae. Gene Ontology annotation, cellular component: membrane. The transcript is spliced from 2 exons. The record is from RefSeq and is a predicted model, not a curated record. The coding region runs from base 570 to 1559 and encodes 329 amino acids. Gene Ontology annotation, molecular function: olfactory receptor activity; odorant binding; G protein-coupled receptor activity. Gene Ontology annotation, biological process: G protein-coupled receptor signaling pathway; detection of chemical stimulus involved in sensory perception of smell.